GGGGUGGGCGAUUGAUCGAGGGCUCCGCGCCCGAUGCCUCCCCUGGAGCGCCGUGCGGCCCCGCUGGGCUCCCCGCCGCUUUAGUGGCUUCCCAUGGGGGACCCGGCCGCCCCCGCGGAGAGCGGCAGCAGGCGUCGGUGGCGGCGGCGAAGGGGCAGGAGGCGGGAAGAAGAGCAGCAGCAGCAGCAGCAGCAGCAGCAGCGCCGAUGGAUCCGGAGGCGCCGAAGCUGUCGGUGUGGCUCUGCCAGGAGGAGAAGCUGAUCUCGGGCCUCUCGAAGCGCACCACUUGCGCGGAUGUGGUGCGGGCGCUGCUGGAGGACAGCCGGGCGGCGGCGGCGGGCGGGCGUCGGAGGGCCAGGCGCGGGGCCCCGGCGGCGCAGCAGCACGCAGAGCCGGAGCCUCUCCCCGCGGGGCCGCCCUCCUCCUCUUCCCUCUCCUCGUCGUCCUCCUCGCAGGAGCGCGUUGGCGGCGGCGUUGGCGGGGUGCCGCUCCUCUCGGGCCCGCCGGCCUCGUACUGCCUGGUGGAGAAGUGGCGCGGCUUCGAGCGCAUCCUGCCGGCUAAGACGCGCCUCCUGCGCCUGUGGGCGGCCUGGGGCCCCGAGCAGGAGAACGUGCGCUUCGUGCUGCUCCGGAGCGAGGCCUCGCUGCCCUCCGCCGGGCCCCGCAGCGCCGAGGCCAGGGUGGUGGCCAGCAAGGAGCGGCCUUGCCUUCGCCCCCGGGCCCACGCCACCCUCUCCCCGCCUCCCUCCGCCCCGCGCGCCCCCGGCCCGGCUCUGAACCACGAGCGGCAACGGCGCCUGGUCCGCAAGGCCUUCCGGAAGCUGGCCAAGCUCAACCGCCGCAAGGGGGGCUCCUCGCCGCCGCUCCGGCCCCCGCCGCCCCCCCAGGAAGGAGGAGGAGAAGAGGAAGGGCAAGGCGGGGAGGAAGAGGAAGAAGAAGCCUCGCCGUCGGGGGAACUGCCCCCUCCUGCCUCGCCUUCCCCUUCCUCGCCGGCGGAGCGGAUGGAGACGCUGGUGCACCUGGUCCUCUCGCAGGACCACACCAUCCGGCAGCAGCUCAAGCGCCUCCGCGACCUGGACCGCGAGAUCGACCGCUACGAGGCGCGCACCCACUUCGACCGCAUGCAGCGCCACGGGGUCAACUACGUGCAGGAGACCUACCUGGAAGGCGGCGAAGGGCCCGAAGGGGAGCAGGGCCCCCGGGAGGGCCCCCGGGAGCAGGAGAGCGCAGAACGGGAGGGAGAAGCCGAAGCCGCGCUGGCGCUGUACGAGCGUCGAUGCGCUCAAGUGGCGGCGGCGGUGGAGCAGCGCGGGCGGCAGGAGGCGCUGCUGGAGCGCCUGGCCCUGGAGAUCCAGGAGGAGCUCAACCAGCGCUGGAUGCGGCGGAGGAGGGACGAGCUCCGGGCCGCGCGGGGCCCCUUCGGAAGCCUCGCCCAGGACCCCGAGGGCGAGGAGGAGGGCGAGGCGGACGGAGAGACCACCGAGCUCACGGGAGUGGGCGGCGGGGAGCUGCCCGUGGAGCAGGAACGCCUCCGGACGCAGCUCAGCACCAGCCUCUACAUCGGGCUCAGGCUCAGCACCGACCUGGAGGCCGUCAAGGGCCAGCUGGAGGCCACGCGCCGCGCCUGCGAGCGGAAGGAGCGCCAGGCCCAGGCCCUGGCCCACACCCUCCAGGCCUUGGAGGCCGGAGCCCUGGCCGAGGAGGGGGGGGAGGACGAGGAGGAGGAGGACUCGCCCGAGCCGCCCCAGACGGCGGGGCCCGAGGCGUGGGACCAAGUGGGCACCCGGACUGUGGGCAAAGCCGGCCCCGAGGAGCACGAGGACGACGGCGAGGACUCCGACACGGGCCUCAGCUCCAUGCACAGCCAGGACUCGGACUCCGUGCCUGUCUGCGAGUCCCUCGUAUAGCACCACCCCCCCCCCCUUUGCAACAAUACAUCCCCCAGUUCCUGCCAUUUCUUGGGGCCUCUUGCUUCCUCCCCUCCCCUCGCUUCCAAAACAACCACCUAUUAGCCUUGCUGUGGUAUCAUUGCAGCGGAUUUGGGAUUGCUGGGCCCUGGAAGAUGCAAGGGGCAAGCCUCUCCCUGGAAGACAUUGGCGCCUAGCUAAAGGGCUGCUCUCCCCUCCCUAUAAAUAAAACAAGGAUGUAUAUAUGUAAAACAAGGGUCCUCAAACUUUUUAAACAGAGGGCCAGAUCACAGUCCCUUAAACUGUUGGAGAGCCGGAUUAUAAUUUGAAAAAAAGCAUGAACGAAUUCCUAUGCACACUGCACAUAUCUUAUUUGUAGUGCAAAAAAACACUUUAAAACAAUACAAUAAUUAAAAUUAAGAACAGUUUUAACAAAUAUAAACUUAUUAGCAUUUCAGUGGGAAGUGUGGGCCUGCUUUUGGCUGGUGAGAUAGGAUUGUUGUGAUUGUGCGCUUUCAAGUCAUUUCACACUUAGGUUGACCAUGAGUGAGGGCCAGGUAAAAGACCUUGGAGGGCCGUAUCUGGCCCCCGGGCCUUAUUUGAGGAUCCCUGACUUAAAGAAAUAGGCACCCUGAUUCCAAAGCUGGCACUUCCAGGGGACGGGCUUACCUUAUGUUAUAGCAGGCAUGGGCGAAAUUGGGCCCUCAGGGUGUUUUGGACUCCAACUCCCACCAUUCCUCACAGCCUCAGGCCCCUUCUUUUCCCCCUUCAGCCACUUAAGGAUGUUAGAAUGUUGAGGCUGGCCAAUCAGCCUCAACAUUCCAUAUGCAAAUUAGUAGGUCAAGCUAGCUCAUUCAUGAGCAAAUUGGGGCCCUCCCUCCAGGUGUUUUGGACUCCAACUCCCACAAUUCCUCACAGCCUCAGACCCCUUCCUUUCCCCCCUCAGCUGCUUAAGCGGCUUAGGGGGAAAAGUAAAGGGCCCGAGACUGUGAGGAAUAGUGAGAGUUGAAGUCCAAAACACAUGGAGGGAGGACCCAAGUUCGCCCAUGCCUGUGUUAUAGCCAUUUCAAGGAAAGACUUUGGGUCUUAAUUGUGACUUCAACACUGAAAUAUGUUCAAGCUAGCCAGCAAUGGGUGGAUCUUUGUCUACUAUUGUUAAAGGGUGGAGUAUUUGCAUUUCACUCCAUUUUGGAACAAUGCGUUUCCUUCCAUCCCCUUUUAUUUCAUAUCAGAAGAUUUUUAUUUUUGAAUCCUUCUAAUCCUUGAGUGCUUCCUUUUUUAGAGUUUGUUUAAUCUGUUUUCUGGUUGAAACACAACUGGUGCCACCUUGAGAUUCCAUCCCCUUCCCCCCAUAAUUUAAAGGCAAUUAAUUGCCUAGGAAAUUGUUUGGUCCAGAGAAUGAAAUUGCUCCUCUGAGAAGAAAUAAAACAAAACCAUGGACAACA
Messenger RNA from Anolis sagrei ordinatus, 3352 nucleotides. RefSeq names its product Ras association domain family member 10 (gene RASSF10). The record is from RefSeq and is a predicted model, not a curated record. NCBI's taxonomy places the organism in Eukaryota, Metazoa, Chordata, Lepidosauria, Squamata, Anolidae. Gene Ontology annotation, biological process: signal transduction.